Messenger RNA from Cydia fagiglandana, 1681 nucleotides. RefSeq lists its product as uncharacterized. Lineage: Eukaryota; Metazoa; Arthropoda; Insecta; Lepidoptera; Tortricidae. Bases 106 to 1533 code for a protein of 475 amino acids. The record is from RefSeq and is a predicted model, not a curated record. The transcript has 2 exons.
UGUCAAAUUUUUUCAGCUGUCGACUUACGCUCCAUUGCAAUAAAUCUCUAAUGCAAAACAACCAUUUCUACCGAUAGCCAGAGAAGGGGCGCGCGGUAUUUAAGCAUGGAGAAAUGCUCUCACCGCAUCCACUCACCCGUGUCCUCCCGACAACACACCAUGGCAGCCAAGCUGAUCGUUGUAGCGACCGCCCUCGCUCUGUGCCACGCUACCCCGGCCCUAUACAACGGUUUUCUAUACCGUGAUGGGCGGAACUUUGCGAUCGGCAAGGCAUACAGCAACAACCUUGGCAGCCAGGCCUCCGGAGAAGCCUCGGUGAGCGACGGCUCCGCACAGGCCUACGGUAGUGCUUUCGGCGACCAGCUCGCGCGCGCCGACCUCGCCUAUCCCGCCCAGGCCAACGCCCAGGCCGAGCUCUACAACGCCCCAGCUGUCCCCAUCUACGGAUCUGCUAAGGCUGAAGCUCAGAACGGUGGCGCCAUUUUCUACGCUCCCGCUCCCGCCACCAUCGUCUCUUAUGAGCAAAACUUUGUUCCCGCUGAGAUCACCUACGCAGCCCCAGCCGCUCAGUCCGCACAGUCUACUGCUUCGAUAAACGGUGGCAGCGACUCUUCCAUCGCUUCGGCUUCAUCCAAUGGCGCUGGAUCCACCACUUCGUCCGCCCGCACGCAAGGAAUCGGCAGCUACAGGACUUCUAGCAACGCCAACACCUACGGCUCCGGCUUUGGAUCUGCCUCCUCGAACGCCAACUCAGGUGUAGGCUCGGCCAUCACUGCCGCCCGGACUCAAGGCUUGAGCAACGGAUACAGCUCUGCCGCUUCCCAGACUGAUGGCGGUGUGGCGAACCGCGCCACCGCUGACGCUCAAUCUAACGGAGGAUAUGGAUCUGCCUCUUCUCUCGCCAACAACGCUCAAGGCUCCGCUAUUAGCUCUGCUAAGACUCAAGGCUACACCGGCUCAGCUGCCUCCGACGCAGCCGUGAACACCGGAUACGAAAGCGCGAUCUCUGCCGCUAAAGUCGCACCUGCGCCCCAGAAGAGGAUCCACUGGCGCUUCGGGACCCUCUAUGGCACUCCUUCUCACAUCAACACUCGCGCUCAGGCUGACGCUAACGGCUUCAACGCUGCCAAAUCCACCGCCGACGUGCACCAGGCCGGCUCCGCGCACUCCGCUGCCAAAACUUUCGGCUCGGACGGCUCCGCCAACGCCAACGCCAACGUGAACGGAGGCUACGGCUCCGCCAACUCCGCGGCCAACACCCACGGCUCCGGUUUCGCCAAGAGCGCCGCCAACACUCAAGGAUCUGGCUAUGGCUCCGCUCAGUCUCAGGCCAACACUCACGGCGCCGGCUCCGGCGCGGCCAAGUCGUCUGCCAACACCGGUUACGGCUCUGCCAACGCUAACGCCGACGUCAACAGCGGAGCUGGUUUCGCGAAGUCCGCAGCCAACAACGGCCUGGGUUAUGGGUCAGCAGUUUCUUCAGCCAACACCAAUGGUUACGGCUCGGCGUACGCUAACGCUAGAGUCAACUAAGUCAACCAAUCAGCAAGUACAGCAAGAUGACUCCUAACUUAUCUUGAUGUAUUGCGGAACUAGUGAAAUUUAAUUUAUUCUAGUUUUAAGUUAUUUAUUUGAUAGCUCUAAGGAUGAUUGCGGUGGUGAAAUAAAAGACUUUCGUUUA